Messenger RNA from Ostrinia furnacalis (Asian corn borer), 2176 nucleotides. RefSeq lists its product as uncharacterized. The record is from RefSeq and is a predicted model, not a curated record. NCBI's taxonomy places the organism in Eukaryota, Metazoa, Arthropoda, Insecta, Lepidoptera, Crambidae. The transcript is spliced from 3 exons. Bases 63 to 473 code for a protein of 136 amino acids.
UUAUUGUAACGCUCAAGCGAGUUUAGUCGAUUGAGGAUUUCAGUGAGUGUACUACGUUAAAAAUGCGUGUGUCUUUACUAAUUUCAAUUUUAUUUCUAUCAUGGGUGGACGCAAAUAAAACACACACUCAACAGUGCAGCAGCCCAGCGUUACCUGCCACGGUGUUUCAAGGUGCAAGUAAUCUUCUUCCACCAGACGAUGAAGUGGGUCCUCCAACUCAGCCGAUCGUCCCUGCUGAGCCGGCAGAGCCAGUUGAGCCGGAACCGAGUACCACCUCUCGAAUUACUGGAUUCCUUUGGGAUCUUAUACCAAGAGGGUCAGGGUCAAGCUUCACAGGGUCAUUCGCCGGGUCGAAUCUGGUUGAACCGUCAUCGAGCCACGGAUCAUCAGGCUUCCUAGCCAGGUGGCUGCUGGGGGAUGAUGAUGACGACAAAAAGAAAGCCUCCAACAAGAAAUGCACGAAAGAUAAAUAAUAAGUUUUAGUUAAGAUUCCUAUAUACCUCUACGAGUUAUUCGACAUCGCACGAUCAUGCGACUUAGAACCAAUUUAAGCUAAUAUUUUUGUCAACAAUGAUAAAAGUGUUUGGUUGCUGCUUACACAAAAUAGUGACUUCCGAACUGAAUGUUAACCUAUAAGGAAACCAAGUUUAGCUCAGUACAAAAUAUGUAGUAUAUUUAAUUUACGCAAGAUUUUUUCCCCAUAACCUAAAGUAGUAGUAACCUCCAGUUAGCAAGUCACUUUUUUGUGUAAACCGUAACCAAACCAGUUUUUUCAGUGAACUAGCACAAGUAUAAAAAUCUGAGGUGACUAUGUACAGUCAGCUACAUAACGUUUAAGAUUUUAUGACUGGAUGCAUUACAAACGCACGAUCGUGCGAGAUGACGAAAAACUCACCUCUACAGUUCCACGCCAAUAUUCUGUAAAAACGUAUGUGGUUAUUGUAUAGACGACAGCAUACCAAUCAAAACACUAAGACAUCUUAUGUACCUAAUUGUACUUGUUAUUAAGCAAUAAAAAUAAUGUAUUAUGUUACAGUCAAACCCCACAAAAUCGGUCAAAAACACUUCUGACUGUUAUUUCCCGUUAAAAGUGGUUUAGACCAAAGGCGUUAGUCAAAAAUCUGCAAAAAUCAGUCAACAGUGAAUUAACCUUAUUUACAAUUUUAAAAAUCAGUCGAAAUUCAUACAAAAUUAUGAUAAGUGAAAAAUACUAGUUUGUAUUGUGUAGAUAAUGUUGUUAUUUUUAAAGUAUUUUUAUUAAAGAAGUUCGUUAGUCAAAACCAUUUUUGACUGUUGUUGCAGUCAAAGGUGAUUUUAACAGACUGUAACAUAGACUGAUGUGCUGUUGUUGACUGUAAUAAUAUAAUACUUAACUUAAUUUCUAAGCUUAUUUUAGUUAGUCACUGUGCCUAUUCAUAUCUUAUAAACGAUUGGUAUUUUUUGGUGCUAAAACGAUUUAAAUUGAUGUAAAAAAGGCUUUUUCAUUAAUGUAUAAAGAAGUUAUUGGAAAAUUAUUAAUGUAACAUGCAAAUCACGGACUGAACAGGUUUUUAUAUGAAGCAUUUAUUGUGAUAAUUAAGCCUAUAAUUGUAAGGCGAGUGCAAAAUUUUCUUUUUAAGAAAUAAUGUAUAACUAAAACGAAUAUUACUCGUAUAUAGCGUAUACCUAACAAUUUUACAAAUACCAAAUUUUAUUAGUGUCUUUCAGCUGAAAAUCAAAAUACUUUUAUGAACUACUUAAUCUUAAUAUCAGAAUAGGAUUUUAAAAUCCUAUUUUUUGUCAUAAUUAUAAUCUUAAGACAACAAAAUAGUCCAGUCAACAUCGACAUCGAUCAUCGCAAAAGCGCAUGUACGAGUAUAAAUAUUUUUUAAAUGUUGUUAAGCACCUUGAGCGAAGUUUACAUCCCUGUAUUUCUCACAUGUUGCUGGGAAAUUUUGGCAUUUUUUGCUCUAAUUAUCAUAGUUAAAUUUUGGACAAAGUGAUUCAGGAGUCAGGACCCAAUAAAAUCCAUUAAAAUUGUAACAUAUAAGUCCAGCUCUACAAAUCUUAUGGGGACCAAACUAUAAACCCCUGAAGAAGAUUGAUUUUACCGGGAAAUUGCAUUGUUUGUGAGUUUGUUCCGGCGUUUCUUCUCAGCACUUGCCAUGUUUAUUUCGAAGCGCUGGUAGUGCCCAAA